AUGUCGGCCGCUGCGUGUAUCUUCUGCAAAAUCAUCAAGGGUGAAAUCCCCUCGUUCAAGCUCUUCGAAAGCGAAACUGUCUUUGCUUUCCUUGACAUCCAGCCUCUGAGCCGUGGCCAUGCGCUUGUGAUCCCGAAGUUCCACGGCGCGAAGCUGACCGAUAUCCCCGAUGAGCACCUCAAGGAUCUUCUGCCCGUGGCCAAGCAGAUUGCCAAAGCAAGUGGUGCGGAAGAUUUCAACAUCCUGCAGAACAACGGCCGCAUUGCUCAUCAGGUUGUUGACCAUAUCCCCAAGCCCAACGAGAAGGAGGGCCUUGGUAUCGGAUGGCCUACCCAGCCUACGGACAUGGAUAAACUCAAGGCUCUUCACGAGGAAAUCAAAUCUAAGAUGUAA
Aspergillus clavatus NRRL 1 is the source of this 393-nucleotide messenger RNA. Its product is annotated as HIT family protein. Bases 1 to 393 code for a protein of 130 amino acids. Gene Ontology annotation, biological process: nucleotide metabolic process. The transcript has 5 exons. The record is from RefSeq and is a predicted model, not a curated record. Gene Ontology annotation, molecular function: catalytic activity. Lineage: Eukaryota; Fungi; Ascomycota; Eurotiomycetes; Eurotiales; Aspergillaceae.